UCGUAAAUAGUUCGAUUGUUUACUUUCAAUAACCAUGUCGCUCAAUCUUGGCGAUCCGUUCCCGAAUUUUACUGUCGACAGCACGGCUGGGCAGAUCGACUUCCAUCAGUGGAUCGGCGACAGCUGGGCAAUCCUCUUUUCGCAUCCGGCAGACUAUACACCCGUCUGCACGACCGAAUUGGCGGCCGUAGCCAAGCUCGUGCCAGAGUUUGAUAAGCGUAAUGUGAAACCGAUCGCCUUAUCAUGUGACACGGUCCAGUCCCACCGAGGAUGGAUAGAGGAUAUCAAAGCGUAUGGUCAGCUACCAUCCGGCGAACCAUUCCCAUUCCCUAUCAUCGAUGACUCGAAGCGGGAGCUCGCAGUUAAGCUUAACAUGCUCGACAAUGACGAGAUCGGUUCGAGCGGGUUACCGUUAACUUGCCGGGCGGUGUUCGUGAUAGAUUCCAAGAAAAAGCUGCGUCUUUCGAUUCUCUACCCGGCCACGACGGGGAGAAACUUUGCAGAAAUUUUGCGCACCAUCGACUCGAUGCAGCUUACUGAUCGCCGGAAAGUGGCUACACCAGCAGAUUGGACCCAAGGGGAUGCCUGCAUGGUGUUGCCUACGAUUCCAGACGAGAUGCUUGGGACCCUAUUUCCGGACGGUGUCACAAACGUAUCUCUGCCCUCGGGUUUGGGGUACUUGCGUAAAACUCCAGGUUCCUGAGAAGCGAGUCAUUUGAUACAUUUCCUUUGGGCACCCUAUCCUUCAUCCCGUCAAGUACGAAAUUAUUAAUUACACUACAAAUUAAGUGUGAUAGGUUUCUAAAUGGCAUUGAAACUUAAUUACUAAUUUUAUAUAGGUUUGUCCCAGCAACUUCUGUUGGGAACAUCGAAUCACAAAAAUACAUUCGAUAACAUUUAUAAAACACAACAUAACGCCUACAUUCACUGGAAUGAUCUAAAGAAAAACAUUCGUCAUUUAACAUCCGAUAAAAACACGUACUGGUCCAGUAUGACUUUGGAAAGGUAUUGCUCGAGAUAACUUCUUGGAAUUUCUGCGACCCGGGUAAAGAUUUCAAGAAAACGUAAACCAAACAGGGCUUCCAUUCCAACAGGUUGUUUUGCUCUGUAAUUAAACAAAUGUUGAAGCAAACAUUACAAUUUUGACACAGCUUGAAAUCAAGAUGGUAAUACACUCACUCUAGAU
Messenger RNA from Anopheles coustani, 1186 nucleotides. RefSeq names its product peroxiredoxin-6 (gene Prx6a). The record is from RefSeq and is a predicted model, not a curated record. Bases 35 to 703 code for a protein of 222 amino acids. Gene Ontology annotation, molecular function: peroxiredoxin activity. Gene Ontology annotation, cellular component: mitochondrion; cytosol. The transcript has a single exon. NCBI's taxonomy places the organism in Eukaryota, Metazoa, Arthropoda, Insecta, Diptera, Culicidae. Gene Ontology annotation, biological process: cellular oxidant detoxification; cell redox homeostasis.